AUGGCUGGGGCGUGGAGGCUGCUGCGGGCCGCGGGGCCCCGGCUGAGCCGCUUGCGAGCCACCACCACCGCCUCCUCCUCCGCCGCCGCCCGCCCGCAGGAGCGCGCGGGGCUGGAGCAGGAGCCGCUGCGCCACGCCGACUUCUUCCGUUUGCACGAGCUCUUCUCCCUGCGGGACCUGCUGCACGCCCGGGUCCACCUGGGGCACAAGAAGGGCAGCCGCCACAGAUUCAUGGAGCCGUACAUCUUUGGUUGCCGCUUGGAUCAGGACAUCAUCGACCUGGAUCAAACCAUGGCACACCUGCAGCUGGCCCUCAACUUCACGGCUCACGUGGCCUACCGCAAAGGCAUCAUCCUCUUUGUCAGCCGCCAUCGGCAGUUAGCCCAUCUCGUGGAAACCACGGCCCAGGAGUGCGGGGAGUACGCCCACACCCGCUACUGGCAAGGGGGCUUGCUGACUAACGCUAAGAUCCAGUAUGGGGAGGGCGUCCGUCUGCCAGACCUCAUCAUCUUUCUCAACACUCUCAACAACGUCUUUGAGCCGCACGUGGCUGUCCGAGACGCUGCCAAGAUGAACAUCCCAACCGUGGGGGUGGUGGACACGAACUGCAACCCCUGCAUCAUCACGUACCCCAUUCCGGGCAACGACGACAGCCCGACGGCCGUGGAGCUCUACCUCAAGCUCUUCAAGAGGACCAUCAUCAGGGCCAAGGACAAGCGGAGGCAAAUGGAGGCUUUCUACGGCCUGCAGGCCUCACCUGCUGGCCAUCCAAGUGCUCACCCUGAGACCCCUCAAGGCACCACGUCCCUCUGA
Messenger RNA from Euleptes europaea (tarantolino), 813 nucleotides. It is a transcript of the gene MRPS2, whose product is annotated as mitochondrial ribosomal protein S2. Gene Ontology annotation, biological process: translation. Gene Ontology annotation, molecular function: structural constituent of ribosome. The coding region runs from base 1 to 813 and encodes 270 amino acids. NCBI's taxonomy places the organism in Eukaryota, Metazoa, Chordata, Lepidosauria, Squamata, Sphaerodactylidae. Gene Ontology annotation, cellular component: ribosome; mitochondrial small ribosomal subunit. The record is from RefSeq and is a predicted model, not a curated record. The transcript is spliced from 2 exons.